CUGUUGUCAAGUACAACACAUACGACCGCAUCCAUACUUUAAAAACCUAGGAUAUAGUAAAAGAGAAAUAUGAUGGAGGAUCGUAUGACAGGCUUCAGGUUCUAUCCAACUGAGGAAGAGCUAAUCUCUUUCUACUUGCACAACCAGCUCGAGGGCUCGCUACAAGAUCGGCUCCCCCGGAUCAUUCCGGUCCUCGACAUUUACGCCACUGAACCAUGGAAUCUCCCUGAGCUUUCCGGAGAGGUAUGCCGAGAAGACAAAGAGCAGUGGUUCUUCUUCGCUCCGAUGCAGGAGAGAGAAGCCAGAGGAGGGAGACCGAGCAGAAGCACAGCGGUGGGUUACUGGAAGGCGACUGGAUCGCCCAGUUCCGUCUACUCAUCGGACAACAAAGUGAUUGGGAUGAAGAAGUCCAUGGUCUUCUACGUGGGAAAAGCUCCGACAGGAACAAAAACCAAAUGGAAAUUGAAUGAGUACAGAGCCGCAGAAACAAUCUCACCUCCCAAUUUGAAUUCUGCAAGUUCUAGUAUGCCCAUGUUUAGGUUGAGGCAUGAAUAUGCAUUGUGCCGAGUGUACAUUGUGUCCGGGAGCUCCCGAGCAUUUGAUCGUCGGCCACUAGAGUUGGUGGCUGGAGAGACAAUACAAUGCGGAGACGGUGGUGGCAGCGGUGGCCAAUCCGCCUCCCCAUCAGGAUCAGUGACAGAAUAUAAUGAUGGAACUUCCAGUUGCAGGGAGAAAACUAGCAUGGAAUCGGAAGAACCUAUAUGGGAUUGGGAGCACCUCAAUGGGUUUUUGCAGCGUCCUUAG
Molecule: messenger RNA, 804 nt
Organism: Syzygium oleosum
Lineage: Eukaryota; Viridiplantae; Streptophyta; Magnoliopsida; Myrtales; Myrtaceae
Product: NAC domain-containing protein 90-like
Exons: 3
Coding region: 70-804 (244 amino acids)
Biological process (GO): regulation of DNA-templated transcription
Molecular function (GO): DNA binding
Source: RefSeq, a predicted model, not a curated record